UCUCACUACCACUCCAAAUGUGCAUAGAUCUUAGAAUUGUUCAAAGAUUAAGAAAAAAAGAAUGACAACACCAAGGGCAAUAGCAAUCCUUGUUCUCAGAAUCUUUUCAAUGUUGUUGUGCGCUGCUUCUGUGCCGCUCAUGAUUAACAACAGUUUCACGCUUAGUGGUGGCGAAAAAACCAAAUACAGUGACAUUAGGGGCUAUAGGUAUGUCGUAUCAGCCGCUAUGGUUGGAUUUUUGUACUCAUUCAUUCAGCUGCCCUUCGCAAUGUAUUAUGCCUUCACAGGUAAAAAGGUUAUUAAGGGCAGGUUCCUGGGCAUGUUGGAUUUCUACGCAGAUAAGAUUAUAACAUUCUUCUUGGCAAGUGGACUUGGUGUGGGAUUUGGUGUCAGUUCUGAACUCAAACGUUACAUAAAUGGAUUUGUGGAUACUAUUGAAACAUCGGGGAUUGAUACAUUCGAAGAGUUAAGGACCGAGAGCAAAAAAUUCUUUGACAGGGGUACUUUAGCAACAACUCCCCUUUUGGCAGGAUUUACAACCAUGGCUGUUCUCACCAUUAUUACUUCCUUCCACCGCAAAUGAAGAAACUUUUGGGUCAACAAUUUUAAUAAAUGAACCUCGAGGCCCUGUUGGUUAAUUCGUGUGAUGUUUAAUAAUCUUUUUUUUUUUGAUGUGUUGAUUUUUGGAUGCAAUAAAUGCUUAUGUGCUUGUCUCAAUAAAUAUCAAAAGAUUUGUGGAGAUCUA
This is a messenger RNA of Nicotiana attenuata, 745 nucleotides long. RefSeq names its product CASP-like protein 4D2. NCBI's taxonomy places the organism in Eukaryota, Viridiplantae, Streptophyta, Magnoliopsida, Solanales, Solanaceae. Bases 62 to 583 code for a protein of 173 amino acids. The record is from RefSeq and is a predicted model, not a curated record. The transcript is spliced from 3 exons.